UGUGUUCCGUGCGGCUCUCGUCGUUCGUUGCUCUCUGUGUGACACGCAGCGCGGCGGUAACGCGCGCGUCGUCGCGCGCUCGCCCUCUUCCUAACGCGCGCCGACCGUGUGCUUCGUUGUUGUUACUGCUGUCGCAGCAGCUGAGAGAGAGAGAGUGCGUCGGAAGUGUGCGUCUCCUCCGUCGAAGCGAGCGCGCGCGUCCUUCUCACGCGGCGAGUGUGGCAGUGAUCUCUCCGCGGGUUACAUAGUUGCUGCGAACGCGCCGCCACUCCGGAAGUCUCGGAUUUUGUGUGAAUCGUGUGCACGAUUUGGUAAUAAGUAAAAGAGGAAGGCUCGCCGCCGGGCCGUACGAAUCAGCUGAGAAUACGGUGCAUGAUACACACGUAUACAAACACACACACACACGUACGCAGGCAUAUAAAACACGCGAGAUACAUACACCGUAGUGCUGCGUCGUCGUGUCGCUGGAAAUUCAUAAAUCGCCGCAUAAGGCGCGCACGUCGCGCGGGAAGAAUGCCGACUCGCGUCGUCACACAGACGAUCGGGCAGCAGCGGCGGCGUGCGCGCGUGGGUUUGGUUUUCGGGUCGCCGAGCGGUGACUGAAAGAGAGAGAGAGAGAUACAGUGUGCGAGCGAGGGAGGGGGGCUGAACAUACCUAAGGGAUGCGGGGAUUCCGUUAGAGCAGCCGGCGCGGUACGUCGUGGAUAGUGAGACUGCUAGCCGGCGUAGGUGUGAUACAUCACUACGAGCGGCAGACGGAGGAAGGGAUAAGGAAGGGACGCUAUUAGUGCGGGGAUGGCCGAAUGGCGACGACAACCGGCAGUAACGUUGAUUCGCUGCGUAGAUGCUGCUACGUAGACUCGACGACGUGACGGCCACGUGCCGCAGCGGACGCUUCGUCGUCGUUGGCCAGUGGCUUGUUGGUUAACUCUCCCUCUUUUUGCCGUGCGAUUGCGUGCCUAGCAUGUCGUAAUCGCGGAACACGCGAGCGGUGGUGUGUACUCGUCGUCUAUAUUCGUGCGUACGCACGUCACGACGGAAAAGUAAACAGCGCGCGGAGACGUUAGGAGCGGCCCGAAUUUGCCGCGAGAGCAGUGUGUAUAUGUGUGCGUGUAUCCGGUAUAUGUGUGCGUGGUGUCGCGCGUGAGUGUGCGUGCAUGUGUGCGACUUGACGUCCGCUCGCGCGCGCGCGAGUCGGCGCGGAGGAGGAAAUUCGUCGAUUGAGAGAGAGAGAGAGAGAUAUCGGCGAAGAUCGAUCUUGGUUCUCUGUGCUAUAGAUCGCGGUGUGAACGCGCGAAAGAGAGAGAAAGCGAGAGCCGGCGCUUCUCUCUCUGAGAAAAGUUCCUCGCGAACAGGUGGCUGUUUCUUCGCGCGUAGGACGGAUAUAACACGCGUGACAUCUUCGUACGUGUGAGUGAAAACACGUCGCGCCGGUAUCUGGCUCCGCCACUAGCGCUUCCACGGACGACGAGGGUGGCUCGGCGCGUAACGCGCGAACGCGAUAAGAAAGUCCGUAACGUCCGCCACGAUAAUACCCCCUUCCGUCCGAUGCGCACGCGGGGCUAACAAGUGGAUUCCCUCGUUUUACGCCGGAGGAUACUCGUUCCUACACAGUGCGCGGUGAUACAUAACGUCCCUCUAUACGGAGAGUAAUCGUUCGCGUGACAAAGGAACCGGUGUAUUCCGGUAUUUUGAGAGCGAGAGUCUCGGGAAUUCCAACCUCUCUCGCUAGGGACUGGUCGCUCUUUUAAUCGUCGUUCGCGAACGUACGAAAACUCUCUCGAACUCUGUGGAAAUUCAAGCAGGAACGCCGGAAAUGAAUAAUGACGAGUAACACGUUCGGAAAGGACGAGAAAAUCGCGGAAUAGAGCUCAGUGGUUCUCAGUUCGAGGGAAAGGCCUCGCGAAGUUCUUCGCUCAAGUUUGAAAAGGAGAGAUCCCAAGUUCGAGAAGCUGAUACAACCGGAGGGGAGCGUACGCGAGAGAGAGAGAGAGACGGCGAGAAAGGGACGCUUUCAACACGAACGUCGAAAGGAGGGCAGAAAGCGGCAAGAAAAGAGUCGGAGAGCGAGUGAAAGAAAAAGAGAAAGUGACCGAGGGAGAAAGGGACAGAAAGGCGGACGGAGCGAGGAAAGAGACAAAGACGGAGAAAAGGAUCGCGCUUCGUCGACUCUAGUCCAAACCUCGGCGAGAGUUCGAGGAGAGGGUGAAGGGCGCCGUGGAGGGGGGAGUGAUGCCGGCCGUGAGCGUGGCACAGCGCCCUCCAGGUGGAAUCCCACUCCACGCCGGCGUGCCGGUAGCGCCCAGCAGCGUAGCCGCCCCCGGUCCGUCGGGCCGGUGCCUCGGGGGCCCGGCAGCACCCCCCGCCGGCUCGCCACCGCUGCCGCCGUCUUUGCAAUCGCUCGGCGGCGGUGUUGCGAACAGCACCAGCGGCAACAACAUCGUCAAUCCCAACCUCGGCCACGGUAACCCCGGCAGCAACCCCGGCAAUCACCAUCUCGGCAACAACGCCCUAGGUAUCAACACGGCGAGCGGCGCCACGAAUCCCCUGCAGGCGAUGGCAUCGGCGGCGGCCUCGCUCACGCAGCUCAACAACAUGGCAAACGGCCCGUUGCCGCCGCUCGCGGGCACGGGCCCCACCGGACCGCCGAGCUUGCCGCCGCCGCAGCCAGCCACGACGCCGACGCACGGCGGCCCGCCGACCCCUCACGGCGGCGUGAGCGCGGCGCCGCAUCUCAACGGCGCGUCGCCGAGUCCCCAUCCGAUGCCACCCCACGGCAUGAUGAGCGGUUCUCCCCAUACGCCCCACCCGCACAUGGGAGGUGGCGGACCCUCGCCCCAUCCCCAUCACCCGGGCCCUCACAUGGUCGGCUCGCCGCACCAUCCAGCGCCCCAUCCGAUGGGUCCGGCCGGUAUAAUGGGCCCCGCUGGUAUGCAACCUCAAGGUGGACCCGGUAUGUGCGGGCCUGGCCCCACGAUGGGACCGCACGCGCAUCCUCAGGGACCCGGAGUACCUGGACAGCCGCACAUGCAGCCGCCCGACCCGUUCUAUUGCUCGCCCUUCGGAACGCCUUAUUACAGAUCGUUACCUGUCCCCAGGAGGCAUACUCCGUACUUCAGCCAACCGGACUACAGGCUGUACGAGUUGAACAAGAGGUUGCAGCAGCGCACCGAGGAAAGCGACAACCUUUGGUGGGACGCCUUCGCAACCGAGUUCUUCGAAGAUGACGCCACCCUCACGCUCACCUUCUGCUUGGAGGACGGACCGAAGAGAUACACGAUAGGAAGGACGUUAAUACCUAGGUACUUCCGCUCGAUAUUCGAGGGCGGAGUGACGGAACUUUACUACACUAUGAAGCAUCCGAAGGAGUCGUUUCAUAACACCAGCAUAACCCUGGACUGUGAUCACUGCGUCAUGGUCACGCAUCAUGGAAAGCCGGUCUACACGAAGGUGUGCACGGAGGGUAGGUUAAUAUUGGAGUUCACCUUCGACGACCUCAUGAGGAUAAAGUCGUGGCAUAUGUCGGUGAGGGGGCAUCGGGAGCUAGUGCCGAGGUCGGCCUGCAUGCAGCAGGACCCGAGUGUGCUGGAGCAGCUCAGCAAGAACAUCACCAGGCAGGGCAUCACCAAUUCCACCCUCAACUACCUUAGGUUAUGCGUGAUCUUGGAGCCGAUGCAGGAGUUGAUGUCGAGGCACAAGGCGUACGCGUUGUCACCGCGCGACUGCUUGAAGACGACCUUGUUCCAGAAAUGGCAGAGGAUAAUUGCACCGCCGGGUAAGAGAGAGUCGCAGCGGCCCGCAAGCAAGAGAAGAAAGCGAAAGGGCAGCACAUCGGGGCCGGGCAACAACGCGCCUCCUGCGCCGAGUAAGAAGAGAUCGCCAGGGCCAAAUUUUUCCCUCGCGUCACAGGACGUAAUGGUUGUGGGUGAACCCUCCCUGAUGGGCGGUGAGUUCGGCGACGAAGACGAGCGACUGAUCACGAGGCUGGAGAACACGCAGUAUGACGCUGCGAACAGCCUGGAUCCUCAUAGUCAUGACGCGACCGGCGGCCCACCCCCGCAUCCCCAUCAGUUUCACUCGGAACCGACCCCGGGCAAUUCCUGGCCGCCAGAUCGUGGCCCUGGACCCCCACAGGGUGGACCUGGCAGUCAGGGUGUCCAGGGUGGCCAAGGUGGCGCGGCUGCGGGAGUACAGGGAUCGCAGGACGCCAGUCAGCAGCAGCAAGACAAAAAGAGCCCCGCGGUGAGCCAGUGAGGCCAGGAGUC
Molecule: messenger RNA, 4265 nt
Organism: Dinoponera quadriceps
Lineage: Eukaryota; Metazoa; Arthropoda; Insecta; Hymenoptera; Formicidae
Gene: Chi
Product: LIM domain-binding protein 2
Exons: 9
Coding region: 2233-4254 (673 amino acids)
Biological process (GO): positive regulation of transcription by RNA polymerase II; negative regulation of transcription by RNA polymerase II; nervous system development
Cellular component (GO): nucleus; transcription regulator complex
Molecular function (GO): LIM domain binding
Source: RefSeq, a predicted model, not a curated record